Messenger RNA from Zymoseptoria tritici IPO323, 1524 nucleotides. RefSeq lists its product as uncharacterized. NCBI's taxonomy places the organism in Eukaryota, Fungi, Ascomycota, Dothideomycetes, Mycosphaerellales, Mycosphaerellaceae. The record is from RefSeq and is a predicted model, not a curated record. The transcript has a single exon. Bases 1 to 1524 code for a protein of 507 amino acids.
AUGGCGGCUGCCAGAAAGAAGACAACGGCGACCUACCACACCAUUCGCGAGCGCGACUCCGUGCGCAGCGAAGCAAAACUCCGCUUCAAGCCAAAGAUGACGGUGCGCACGACUUCGCCGGCUGUGUCGAACGAGGAUCUUCCAUCGUGCGCAGACGAGACGCCCAUACGCGGACCAGAAGACAAUGAUAAGGCGAUCCCAGUAGUCUUCGAAGCCUUUCCCAUCGCAGCGGAUUUCAAAGGCCCUGCUGCUGCUGCCACUAUCGUUCCUGAAGAUUGCACAGGAAGUUCCACGUCACUCCGACCGGAUCCACUCAAGCCGGCGCAGCUUAGCAAGCCUCUGCCCUCCAUGCAGUCGGUGCUGGACGUUCCCCCUCAUUUGACUGAGCGCCGAGCGACGACUCCAGUCCAGCGGGAUCACCUUCCGCAUCAAUCGUCUGGCAUGUCUCCAACGCCGUUCGUAGUUCAGCAGCCCUUCAUCUUCGGGGCCAAUCAAGUCUCCGUGCCACUCGCAGCCAGCAGUUCAGAACCACGAUUGUGCUUCUUCGGCACCAACCAAGCGAACAACCUCGCUUCCACGCACGCAAAGACAAAAUCAGAGCAGAAUUUUGCGUUCGGAUCCAGCAAAUCGUGGGAUCCACGCGCUUCUGCAAUGGACACGAAGUCACCUUUUGACGCCUCUCCCGGCGGAAACCGCAAACUAGUCGCAGAGAUAGUCCACAAGACAUGGCUCCAACUGCAGACAUGGCACGAUAUCUUUGGUCGGUGCAGCAGGGAAUUCAAUCUCCAACUGCAGACGGUGGAGGGUCGAGAAAAGGUGAUGGACCUGAUUGCUGGUCUGAUGCAUGUAGCGGACUAUCUCAAUGGUGGUACAACCGACUGGGGAUAUGCGCUCGGAGCUUUGUGGGUUGCCGGGGAAGCCGAAGAGAUAUUGAAGGAGGUCCAUGAUAUUUCAGUGAUUUUGAAAGAUUUGGGAGUCGGCAAGUACGGAGUGCCGCUCAAGGAAGAAGCUGGCAAGGAGGUUAUCAGAGUCGAAGAGGCGGUGAGAAGCUGCGCGGAGAAUCGCAAGAGGUUGAUGGAUGUCCAGGCGAACGACAAGAAACGCUACCUUACGCGGCAGGCAACCUCCCAUGUGGCACGGCUGGAAUCCGGCCCAAAGGCCGGCCUGGAAUCGAACAGCCUGGAUGCGAUGCGAGUACGCACGGAGAGUCACACGGAUCUUGUGUUCGCACAAGCUCGACCACUUGAUGGCAACGGGGAGUUCCGACUUCCUCCCCUCGCGAGCAACGAGCGGGAAAUUCCGGGAAGGAGGUCUACUGGCGAGUCGGGCGAUGAUAUGCUCGAUGUUCCGGCUGAUCUCGACGCCGCUUCUCACAAGCCCGAGGAACCUCGAACUGAGCAGAAAGCCUUCAAAGUCUCAUACGCUGCACCAGAGUACUCGAGCGACAGCUCUAACGAUGCGGAGGACUGGGAAGCGGAGAUCUCGGAUUCCGACUCAGAGGACGGCGGCGUGAAGUUGGUUUAA